Messenger RNA from Lactuca virosa, 351 nucleotides. The record is from the annotation of a GenBank genome assembly. NCBI's taxonomy places the organism in Eukaryota, Viridiplantae, Streptophyta, Magnoliopsida, Asterales, Asteraceae.
AUGCAGAAGAAGGAAAUCGGGACCCUUUGUUGGGUCUCUUGGUCUCAGUUGAAAUCAACAAGUCUCGACAAUAUGAUUCAAGAUGGCAGAGGUGGUGAUGGCUUACCGGCAACAGCAGAACGACGGUGGCGUGGGUGGCAGCCCUACUGUUGGCUUUUCUUGCUUCUAGUGGUUCACAACACGAAAGGAAAAGGGAAAGCAGUAACAGGUUUUCAAGGGUGUUUGUCAAGUUGCUUGAUAGAAAAGGAAUCGAAGGAGGAGAGUGUGGUGGUUUAUGGCGGUGGGGCUUGGUCGACCAAAACGGUGGUGGCAACAAGUGGUGUGUGGGCAGUGGGAAGUGGUAGAGUGUGA